Molecule: messenger RNA, 3232 nt
Organism: Condylostylus longicornis
Lineage: Eukaryota; Metazoa; Arthropoda; Insecta; Diptera; Dolichopodidae
Product: TPR-containing protein DDB_G0280363
Exons: 4
Coding region: 452-3151 (899 amino acids)
Source: RefSeq, a predicted model, not a curated record
AAAUGUGAAUGAGAAAUUUAAUAUCGUAAAAACAUAAUUAAAAUAUAAAACUUGCAUAGUAAGUAAUAUCGUGUAAAAUAUUAUAUUUUCAACUUUAAAGAAAAAAAAAAUUAUAAAAUCUAUUUUAAUAUUUCUAUAAUUUCGAACGACGGAUCUAAAUCGAAACGAAAAAGAAGAAUAACGUAAAUUUUCUUCUUAAUUUUUUUUUAUUUAUUUUUUUUUUUAAUUUUUUUUAAUAAACUAUUAUAAUAAAAUAAGAAAGAGAAAAGACGACGAAAACCAUUUAGAAAAAAAGGACGAAUAUUAAAAAAAGAAAAACACGAAGAAAAUCAGAGCAAGAAAGGAAGCAGUCAACAAAGAGAAAAUCUUAUAGCAAAACAAAUAAAAAAACUUCAAGAUUGAAGAAUUUGCAAGAGAUCUUUGGAAGUCUGUUAAGGCUUGCGUUUGCGGCAUGCGCCAUCCCAACAAUGGCCAGAGUGAAGGCGACUUAAGUCGUCUAACCGGUACAUCGAGUACAUCUUCAACCCCAUCAUCUUCAAAUGAUAAUUUAGAUAUUGAAAAUAAUGAAAAUAAUUUAUGUAAUGAUAAUUGUGCAAUAAUAUCAUCACAAGCCCUUAUCCUUAGCGUUAACGAUAAUGAAAAUGCAAAUAAUAUAAAAAAUUCCCAACAUUUACAUGGUCAUCAUCAUCACCAUCAUCAUCAUCAUCACGGUCAUCAUCAUCAUGGUCAUCAUCAUCACUAUUCAACACAACAAUAUGGUCAACAAGAAAAUCAACAACAACAAUAUCAAUUACAACAAAAUUAUCCAAGCUAUUUACCCGAAUAUAUUGAUCCAUUAGAAUGGCAAAAGUCAAGAAAACGAAAAGAACGUUUAGAUAGUACAUCAUCAAUAACGCAAGUUGAUCGUAAAUUACAACGAUCCAAUAGUGAAGAAUUAAUAACAAGUUCUGAUUGUGAAGUGAUACGUCGUGUAUCAUCUCAUGAAGAUUUUAAGAAACAACCAUUACAAGAACGAAACACAAAUAUCGAUUGUAAUGAAGACACAACAUCAAAUAAUUUGAAACCAAUUGCAGAGAAUGAUAAUCAUUCUAUUAAAUCUGUAAAGAGUCAUAAAAGUGGAGACAGUCAACAACAACAGCAACAACAACAACAAAAUGAACCAACAAAUAAUUUUAUAAUUCGUCUCCGUUUGGAUACUAGCCCAGCUAGAUCAAAUAAUCACCGUUGGUCGCCGCAUCGUUUUGAUGAUUCAUCCGAAAAUGAAAAUGAACGUCGGCGUUCAUCAGAACGUUUUUCGAAGACUCGUGCACCACCUGGUCGUAAAUCAGGUGUUGUUAAGAAAGUCGGUUCGAAUUCUGGUAGUGGCGGUGGUAAAUAUUCACGUCGAUCUGGCGAUGAAAAUGCUUAUAAAUAUGACAUAUCUCAUCUAAAAUAUGAACGUCGUGGUUUCGUCAGUAAAUUGAAAUUAGAAGAACAUCGUAAAGAAGAAGCUGCUGAUGGCGAACCAAUUAUAUCAUCAUCAAUACAACCACCAACAUCAGCAUCACAGACAAAUGAUUAUAACGACAAUAAUUUAAUUGAUUUGUGUUUGCAACAACAACAACAAAAGCAGCAGCAACAACAACAACAACAUCAACAAUUAAAACAACAACAAAAAAAUAACAAUGGUGGUAUUCAAAUAUCAAAUCAACAACAACAACACCAACAUCAUCAAAACCAAGAUGCCUCUACAGCUAUGCCACUGCCUUGGGAUCGUUCACCACAAGAUAUUCAAACAACACCAGUUUUAUGUAGACGUUUUGCUACAUUUAAUGAUGAUGAUUCUACAUCAUCUUAUAGCGGUACAAAUAAAACUUGUACAUCAACAACAAAUAAUAAUAAUCAUCAUCAUCAAUAUAGCAAUAAUAGUUUUAUAUCUGAUUCAUUAUCACAAUCACCAGCAAUAAUUGCUGCACCAGCUGUUAUUGUUGAUAAUGAACCAAUUAAAUCAUUUCGUACAUUUACAAAAAUGGAAAAUUUAAAAACACGUGAAGUAAUGCAAAAUGUCUUACCAUUAGGUUUAUUACAAACACCCGAAGAACGUUUAAAAAUUGUUAAUAAAAAAUUAAAUGCAUUAAAGAAGAAAGUAACAUUAUUGGAGGAAAAUUAUGAAAAGACAUAUGGUUAUAGACCAUCACAAAUUGAACGUUAUAAUGAUAAACAAAUUAAAGCAGCAUUAGCUGAAAUUAAUAAAUUAAGAAAAGAAAAACAAGAAUUGAAAUCUGAUCCAAUGGCAGCAUUAGGUUUAAAAGUUAGUGGUGGAUUAGAUGCUAAUCAAAAAUUAGAUAAAAUGAAAGAAACUUUGGACGAAAUACAAAAUAAAUUAAAUGAGAAACGAACUGAAUCAAAUCGCCCAGAAAAUUUAGAGACAUUAACAUCUGAUCAAUUAGUUCAAGAGAAAACAGCUGUUCAACAUAGUCUUUUAUAUUUUGAAUCAUUAUAUGGUAGACCAUCAACACGUGAAGAACGUGAUGCAGCACGUCCAUUAUAUGAUCGUUAUCGUAGUUUAAAACGUAUGAUAACACGUAGUAUUUCAAUACCAGCUGGUAGUGGUGUAGGAUCUGAAUUACCAACAAUUUUAGAACAUGAAGCCAUGACAUAUGAAACAAUACAACAACAAUCUUCAAUUAGUACCGAUACAACAACAAAUUCAUUAUCAGAUCAUUUAAUUGGUAGUGGUAAUAUAAAUAAUAUGAAUAUAAUAUCAGGAUCAACAAUUGAAUCUCCAACAGAUAGUUCAAUUCAAUCUACAACAACUGAUUCAACUACAGAUUCUUCAAAUCAAAUUCAACAACAAGAUCAACAACAACAAAUAUUAAAUGCUACAACAAUAAAUCAACAACAACAACAACAGCCAACAUCAACAAACGAUGUUAAUUUACAUAUGCUAUCAUUAGAUGAACUAUGGGCACAUUUAGAAAGAGUACGUGAGGAAAAGAAAGAUUUAAAAAAAUCAAUACGUGAUUUUGAAAAUUUAUUUGAAGAGCAAAAUGGUAGAAAAAUGUUAAAGAAUGAUCGAAAACUAAUUGAAGAUACAUAUGCCAAUUAUAAAGAAAAUAAAGCAAAAGUUAGAUUAUUACAAGCUUUAAUUAAAAAACAUAUGGCAAAAUGAAUAAUAUCUAUAAAAAUAUAUAUGUAUUUAUUGAAAAUAUAAGAUAUCAAGUAAAUUUUUUUAAAAAUAAAAAUAAAAAAA